UCAUUUGACUACAUUAUUGGACUUUUAGUAAGAUUCGUUGGAUUAUUCUGUAUUUUGUAAACAUAGUAUAACUCCAUUUCCACUUCUUUACAGAAUAUAGAGGCUACAGCCAUAUCAGAUAGGUUAUCUCUCUGCAUUGCAUUGUCGUCUCUUUUUUAUAUCAGUUACUACAUUGUCUGUGACUUUGUUCAUGUAACUUGAUUGAGCCUUUAAAUUUCAUGUUACUCCUGUUCCAAAUCAGUUCCCCUUUGCCUAAGGAUGAAUCAUCUUUGUAAUUCCAUGUAUGUGCGUGUUGAACACAUAUAUGUAGUGCAUGUGGGUUUACUCACUAAUGCAGGUAUUGUGAAACCAGAGAUGAAUGUAGAAAUACCUCACUUAAUUGUUUCUUGACCUUAUUAAUUUUUUUUGAAACAAGAUUUCUCACCAAACCUAGAACUUGUCAUUUCAGUUGGAGUAACAGGCGAAGAAGCCACCUCUGAGAUUCACCCAUCUCUGUUCCCUUCCACAUCCAAGUCUAGGGUUGGUGUGUACUGCCACAGUCAGUUUUUAUGUGGGUGGUGGGUAUCUCAAUUCAGGUCCUUAUGCUUUCAUGGCAAGCACUUUACCCACUAGGCCCCCUUCAAACACUGUCUUUGUAAUUUCAUCAUCAUCUAUUCUUGUCUCCUUUUUAAUCCACCAGAAGCUAUUUAUCCCUUUUUAGUAACACAUAUUUAUUAAGUAAUAUGUUCUUUGUCAGUGCCAAACUUUUGUCUACUAACUUGUCUGAAAUUACUGUUUCUUUCAUUGUUUCUUUUCAAAUCUAACCAGCCCUUGAAAAUUGUGCCUGAUCAACUCUGCUUAUGGUGAUCUUUGAUGAACGAAUUGCCUUACUAAUCAUUCUACAUGUUGACCUUUCUCUCACAUUUAUUUUUAUUAUUCAUUAAGACUACCUUGAAUUUUUCUUAAUUAUGUUUGCAUGUUUGAAUUUUAUAGUUUUCUAAAGGACACAGGACCAUGAUUUUUUCUGUGUAUUCUUUUCAGAACAACAUAUAGCAUAAUUAAGAAUGAGUUUUCAAAAAUUAAUAGUUGUUCACUGAAUUAUUUGUACAUUGGCUAUUCUGUGAUUUUUUUACUCCAAUAUCUAUGUGAUUUUGCCUUUGUGAACUAUUUAAUGAACCCAAAUUAAUUUGUGCCUUGUAUUCAUUGCUGUAAUCUGGUUGUCAUUGUUAUGUUCCUAAUAACUUUAUUUUGUAGAAGCUUAACUGAAAAUGGUACAUGUUAGAAGACAUGUGACAAGGAAAAAUUCUAAAUCUCGAAUUGAUUGGCGUCGGACUAAAAGAAGUAUUUUUUAUAGUGAUGAAGAGCUUGAUAGUGGUGAAAGUAUUGAUCAUGACAAAGAGCUUGGUAGCAGUGAGGAACUUGAUAGUGACGAAGAGCUUGAUAGUAGCAAAAAGUCUGGUAUUAAUGAGAUACCAGAAAAGGAAACAGAGCUUAAAUUAAUCAAAGUUGAAAGUGAGGAAAGCAACAGUAAACACCUUAUGGACACCAGUAAUAGUUCAACAGAUGAAGAAAAAAUAAACAAAACCAA
Messenger RNA from Psammomys obesus (fat sand rat), 1567 nucleotides. RefSeq names its product coiled-coil domain-containing protein 82-like. The record is from RefSeq and is a predicted model, not a curated record. NCBI's taxonomy places the organism in Eukaryota, Metazoa, Chordata, Mammalia, Rodentia, Muridae.